AUUUUAAUUACUGUUUUCGAUUUUUUUAAAGAAAAUGAAAUUUACUAAAUGGAAAAUGUUUAUGAUUGAGUCUUUAGUAAUUAUUAAUUUGGCAACAUCGAUAUGUUCAUUUGAUGUAUUCCGGGAAUACCUUUGUUGUUCGUCUCUUUUUAACAAACGUAAUACUAGAUUUAUCUAUCCUUGUUUUUAUGACAUUUCUUCAAAUGUAUGUAUAUCAGACAAAAUCAGGAACAGACCAGCAUUUUGAUGAUUUUUGACGGAUAGUAAAUUUUCUCAAGGUGUUUUCAGUUUUUUCUUAAUUUUUUUGAGUUUAGGAUUGCUAAAGAUUUGCUGUUGGACAUGGUUGAUAAAUUAGGAAGUCCUACAUAAAUAGUUCACCUUAUAUGGUUAUUUAAUUUAUUGCUGACUGAAUGGUUUAUGCUCUGGUUAUUGUUUUACGGUCUGCUUUUGUAAAGUAACGUCUUUUUUACAAUUACAAUAAUGAGAAAGGCUCUUCCUGAUCAAAUUGAGAUGAAUCAUCAGUGUUACUUGUGAAAAACAAUACUCCCAUUUUGAGUAUACAAGGACUAAUAUUUAUUCAUUAUUAUGUCUAUUGCAGUUAAUAGUGAAGCUAAUGCUCGAAGAAUAGCGAUGGUGGAGAGCUGCUUUGGUAGCUCUGGUCAGCCUUUAGGAGUCCCUGGUAGAGUGUUAGUUGGUGAAGGUGUUUUAACAAAAAUGUGUCGAAAAAAACCAAAAACCAGGCAAUUUUUCCUAUUUAAUGAUAUAUUGGUUUAUGGAAACAUUAUUAUUAAUAAAAAGAAAUACAACAAACAACAUAUCAUUCCCUUAGAAGAAGUUAAAUUAGAAAGUCUAGAAGACGAUUCACAGUACAAAAAUGGUUGGUUAAUAAGAACUGCCUCUAAAUCAUUUGCUGUAUAUGCUGCCACAGCAGUAGAAAAGGGAGAAUGGAUGGCACACAUAAAUAAAUGCAUUGAUGAUUUAUUAAGAAAAAGUGGGAAAAAAGCUGUGGCAGUUCAUGCGGCUGUUUGGGUGCCUGAUGGGGAAGCACCUGUAUGUAUGCAUUGCAAUAAAUCUCAAUUUACACUAAUAAAUAGAAGGCACCAUUGCCGUAAAUGUGGAGCAGUAGUAUGUGGACCUUGCUCAAAUAAGCGUUUUCUACUACCGAAUCAAAGUUCAAAACCCCUUAGAGUUUGCCUUCAUUGUUAUGAUGUCUUGACUACAACGAAGAAUCACAAUUCUAAUGAUUCCUCAAUAAGAGGAACAAAUGCAGAAUCAUCAGGAGAAGAAGAUUCUGAUGAUGAUGAAGAUGAGAAAAAUAAGGGACAACCCGAAGCUCAUGAUCUGCCAAAAUUCUAUGGAGACACUGAAAAACCUGAAUAAUCUGUCCGAAACUCUGCACUUCCGUUUCUUUUCAUUUAUGUUGGGUUCGUAUUAGCUGAAGGUAAAAUAAUUUUAAUUUUGAAAUAAUGUCUAUUUUUAAUAUAAACUCACAUGUUAUUACAAUCAAUUAUUGUGUACAUCAUUUUAUAAACAGAUACGUAGGUGUUAAGAAUAGAUUGUCUAUUAUUAAUAUAAGGAACAUUAUUUAUUGUGUGGGGUGCUAAGAAUGGUUAAGAUUUUUGCAGAAUGAUCUUUUUGCUAAGAGAAGUGUCAAUAAUCUUUUUUAUACAAGCCUGUAUAAAUUUAAAUAAAAUAUUUUGUAUUUUUUAAAUGUAUAUAUUGUAAUAAAUAUAUCUAAUAUUUAUUAAAACAUUUAUAAAAGCUAAUUUUAAUUGGCGUUGUCAGUGCACUUAAUCACUCUUAUGGUUUACCUGUUAUGUAUUGUUUGUUAGUGACUGAUAUUUUUUAUAAGUGAAUAAAAGAGAUUGAUUUCACCCUACUUUUAAGUAACAAUUAUAAAAAUUCCUUGUUUGCUUAAUUUGUAUUUGUUUCAUUGUAUUUUGCUUCUCUAAAAACUCAUCAUAGAAGGACUACAUAAAUUUUACGUUUUUUAACCAGUUUAAUAUUAGUUAAAAAUGAUUUAUGGUGUGAAAGUUGACACCACUACUAUACAACAGAAAGACGAAUUUGCCGAUCGUGAUUUGUCUGUAAGACAAGCGAAUUCUUUUAUCUGUCAGAAGGUUUCAACUUACUGGAGCUUCCUUCUAUUUUGUCAUUUGGAAUCGGGAUAUUAAGGGCCGUUUGCACCGCUUCUAUUUACGACUUAGCUAUGGGGUUAGCUAUAGGAAAGGAGGACAAUAUCAUAUGGCUGUUUAUCUCUAAAAGUGUCCACCAAAAACCAUGAAAUAUUUCAGAAAGUGGCCAGAAUGGCGUUUGUGUACUAGAAGAGCAAGAUCCAAUGAUAUAUAGUUAUAUAGAUUGCUCAUUCAUAUAUAAAUCAGACGACGAGAACCGGGUUUCUAUUUAAUUAUUGUAGAUUUUCUUCAUUUCUACUCCUUAUACAGCUGUUCCUCUAGAUCAGCCAUACUCAACCGGGCCACAUGCGGCCCUCCAAGCCUUUUUGCAGCCCAAAACACUAAUAAUAAGAAGGAUCUUCUUAAAACUAUAGAUUUUUGACAUUUUAAGCAAAAUGCGCGAAAACAUUCAUCAGUCGCUUGCGCUAAAUAUCACGUUAUUUUUUAAAUAAACGUUUGUAAGAACAAGUUAGCUCCACUUUCGGCAUUUUCGAGUUGAGUACACUUUUGUCUCCAAAGUAGUUCAAAUAAUAUAAGGCAUAAACAAGUAUAAACGAAGUCUGCAUUCAUGAUAAACAGAUGGUCAACAAAAACUAACUCCUUAUUAAUAUAUUCACAAUUAGCACAAACAAUGGCAUUUAUACAGAAAUAUAAUCAUAACAUUGUAUUCAGUCCAAAAAAAAAAAAAGAUAAGAGACAAAUUAUUUUUUCCUAAAACAAGAUAAAGGACAACACUUAUUUUUGAUUAAUGUAUUCUUUGAAAUACUUCAACAUUUUGCCCAAGCCAUUUGUUUUGUUUUGCCUAGAGCCGUCUCUGCUCUUUCUUGAUUGGUCCGAGACGUCGACAAAGUGAUUAUGUUAUGUCACCCUCUUUUUCCAUGAUACUGCUAACCUUUCAAAACCAAUAGAUGAUAUAUAACACAUAAUGCCCGAAUCGCCGUAGUGAUUGAUUGAUUGGUCAAGCCGUAACGAGUGAUUGGUCAAGCUGUAACGAGCGUGGAUGCUGACCCUCGCCUCCAUAUUGUUUUUGUGUUAAAACGACCAGUAGCAAUUCUUAAAUCACCGAAACACCAGCUUUUUGCAUUGCUUGAAAAACUCAAGCCAUACUUGCAGAGGGGUGCCUGAAAGGGUAAACCUCUGAAAAUACAAAAAGUGCAAGACAUUAAUAAUGCCAAGAAGAAAGGUUUACUAAAACUUUGCAACUCAGGUGCUAUACCUGAUGAAUUUCACCAUUAUUAUCACAAUCCUGUAUCCAAUAAUGUUAAAGACACGGUACCUGAACCUUCCAUUGAAGAUAGUGACACAGACAUUGAAUAUUAUGACGUGUAUGUAGACAACCAAAAUUAUCAAAGUGACGUUUCUUUUUUUUAUUUUUUUCUUUUUCUCUUUUUUUUUGUGUUUUUUUUUUUGUUACAAAUCAACAGAUUCUUAGUUUAUACUUUGUGAAGACUAAUUAUGUUUUAAAUACAUUUUUUUCAUUGGAGUUAUUGAUUAUUAAACAAUUUAAAGCUAUUACUGAUUUUUUAUUCAAUUUUAAACUUUUGAAAAGUGUUUUCUUGAAACUCUAAAAAUGUGAGUUAUCUUGUUUUAGUAAUAGGAUAUAGGUUUUUGUCCGAUAGGAUAUAUUUAUGUUUUGUAUUUUAUUUAUUAGAGAUUUCCACCAACUAAUUUUAAAGGGAUGGCAUAAAUAAAGCGUCAUCAUAAAAAAAUAUUGUGGCCCGUGUAACAUAGCAAACUUAUGUAUGUGGCCCGAAGAAAAAAAAGGUUGAAUAUGGCUGCUCUAGAUACAUGCAAUUGAUGUAAAUGUUCAUUUGUUGGUAAAGCUUCUUCAUAUAGCUUAUUUUUACUGCCUUGAAAUGAAGCUGACAAAUAUAAUCUAAAUCCAUGCUUAAAGACAUUGGCAAUUUUGAUGUCUUUACAACAAUAAAAACAAAAUUAUGAAAUUUUAAACUCAUAAAAUAUUUAUUUAGAAACCAUUCACUAAUUGAUAGUUCAUAAAUUUUAAUAACUAAAUUAAUUUACUAAAGGAAAAUUAACACUCUUUCAAAUUUAAUACAAAUAAUAAAAAAAAUUAUACAUACCGUGACUUGUAAAAAACGACUGCCGUAUAUCUUUUUUAUUUUUUGAACAGCUUUUGAUUGCACACGUUUUCACAAUUUUAAUAUAAGAAUAUAUUAUUACAAUAAAAUUUGACUAUUGUCGUCUAUUAUCAAAAUUUCCCUAUGAUUAUAAGCUCGGUCUUUUUUCACAGUGCAGUUUUUAUGUUAUACCCUCUUAUUUACAUAUAGGUGAGCAAUCUAUAUAAACUAUUAUUGGUGUGAUUGUGUAAUCUGAAUUAUCGACUAUCGCAACUUUCGGCGCUUUCAAACGCCAUUUUGGUACAGUAACGCCAUCUUAAUUUCUUACAUUUUAAAGGGACUCCAUAAACUUAGCUAAGAUAUCUUGACUUAAAGUAGUAUGGUUUUCAGAAGUUUCAAUUAGCAAAAUCUUUGUUGGGUUGGAGUACAUCUUGAUAGCAGGGUAAAAUUUUAGAAUUUUUUUAUUAUUACUAAAUAAUUGUUAUUUGUUUUAAUAAAAUUUAUGUUGCAUUUUAUAAUUUCAACUGAUUUCAAUUUUGGUUGUGAUUUGUUACUUUAUCAGUUUAACUUCAAGAUGAAAUGUACCUAUCGAAAGAAAAACAAAAUUAAAAAAUUAAAAGGAAAGUGCUCCGAAUUAAAACUUUGAAAAUACUGUGCUAUGUAAUAAAUCUGUCGGGUAUUAAAAAAAAAUUAUCUCAUCUAAAUCAUCACUAAUCAUGGAACAGAUUUUCUAAAAAAAUUCUAAAAAAUUGAAACAAAAACGUCGAUUAAAAAAAAAAUAAAAUAAUGAAAUCUUACCAUGCAUUUAUAAUUAUUUUAUUUUUUAUUACUUGAUGUAUUUGUCAGUUUGAGGUUAGGUUAAUGCAAAUUAGAACUUAAACUGACGAUACCUUCGACUUAGUUUCACUACUACUACUUAAGUAGAAUUUAAGUCAUUUGCGUUGUGGCCAGGGAGCCAAAUAUGUAACUUAAGUGCCACUUAAAGUUAAGGUUCACCUAAGAAGUGGCGCAAACGGCCUUAACAGGUCUAAAUUCUGCCAAAAUUAUAGGAAAUUUAUGAGUCUAGGAACUUGAGCUUAUACAUUUACAGAAAUAGAAACAUGUUUAUAUUUUCCUUAAACGGAUUUAUAACAUCCGAACCACAAAAAAUGUUUCUAAGGUAGCCUAUGACCGACAAAGAUAGAGAUACGAGACAUGUGAUAACUAGAUGCCUCUGAUUUAAAUCCAAAUUUAUCAUUUUGAAAAGAAGAAUGAUACGCUCCGACAUGCGUUACGUUUUCCAUGCCCUACUUUAGAAAUAUUUUGGAUCACUCCAUAUAAAUUGAAUGAACCGUCUUUUGAAGAAUGUUCCGAGCCUUCUCAAAACUUCUUGGUGUGGAACCCAAUAAAUAGUAAAAUAAUUCUUACCGCCCGAUUCACAAAAGGAUCUCUAAAUGUAGAUACCUGUAAAAUACAGAUGGGUAAACUUUAAUGAAUCUCUAAUAAAGUUGGGAGAUAUUUCACUGACUGUUAUUUAAUUAGUGAUAGUUAAAAAUAUUGAUAAGUUGACAUUGUUCCAUCGAUUUUAUAGAUGUUUUUCAGACAAAUAUCGAAUUUAUUAAUGAUUUGAAGAAACAUAACCUCAUUUAUUUGAAUUGACGUUUCUAUCUUUAAGGACCUGCAGGUAGGUAAAUAUUUAAAAAUGGAUCAGGUACAUACGUGCCUAGAUUAUAUACCUAGGCGGGAAAUGUACACUUUUCGCCAAGAUUUGUAUACUAUUUAAUUUUAAAUCGUAAUUAAAAAAAUAUAUGUUUAUUGCUGCUAUGUAUAUAAAAAUACUCUCACUGAGUUGGCUGUGAAAACAACACACUUUGACAUUGAGAGGUAGCCUGACAUUUUUUAAUGUUACUUGACCAAUUUUGAUCUGUGAAUUUAACAAAGAAUAAGUGGAAAAUUAGCCAAUUAACCACAAAACAUGACCGGUUUGGGACGAUUUGUGAUAUUUUCUAUGUAUCGGCUUGUGUUCUUAUGAUAGGUACGGAGAAUUCGUUCCCGACUAUGGGAUGGGAAGUGACAUUGAAAUGUUACUUUCCACCUAGGGACCUAAAACUCGUAAUGGCCUACUUUCCUGAUUUUAAAUAGUUUUGAAUUUAGGUUAUUACAAAAUAUAUGAUUGUAAAUAAAAUAUUUUUUUAAACCUUAUUCUACUACUUUUGAAAAACGUUAAGCUCUUUUAUGAAGUAUUUCAAUAUUUUUCCUAUAAUAUUUAAAAAUUGCAAUUUGUAAGUCAAUAAACUUAAACGGUUAUAUAAAAGUUAAAAACAAAAUAUGGAUAAGUUUCAAAUUUUUUACCCUCACGUUAAAUUUGGUCACAAUCUAAUUAUGUAUUUCUAUAUUUAUAGUUAGAGGAUGCAACAUAGAACCUUAAAAUAAAAAAAAAUGUAUAUAAAAAAUGAACCAUCAUCUCGAAUUACAUUAAAAAGUAUUAAUCCUUAAUCAUUUUUGGUUUUUUAGUUAUUUUUGAUGAAUUUUUAGUGAAGCAAAAUUUAUAUUUCAUAUAUUUCAACAGAUUAGUUUCCAUUAUGAUAGGUCAGAUAUUAGCAUAAAACACGAAAAGAAAAAUAUUAAAUUUCUGCAGCUGUGAUAUGUGUUGGCCUACAUUUUACGAUGUUGUUUUAAAUGUUCAUACUUUUACCGGUGAAAUGAUUAGAAUGAUGAACAUUUAAAAUAAUAAUUUGUAUAAUAUAAAAUGAAUAUUUUUCUAUUUUGUGAAAUAUUACAUAAUUUCUAUUUUGACUUCACAGGAUUUUAUGUAUUCGUCACAUCAUUUUAUUGUAUUUGUUAUCGAUUAUUAGACACUAUUAAAUAUUUUAAAC
Psylliodes chrysocephalus is the source of this 7107-nucleotide messenger RNA. The record is from the annotation of a GenBank genome assembly. Lineage: Eukaryota; Metazoa; Arthropoda; Insecta; Coleoptera; Chrysomelidae.